UUUUCCAUUCGCUGAUCUUCGAAAGCUAAGUGAGCAACUGUGACUCCCCUAUAUCCAGCUUAAUUCCCACUGAGAAACGCGACCAAUCAUGAAAGUGAUAGAGGAGAGUUUCGUUAUUGGACCAUCGUCAUCAUCAUCAAGACCGAUUCAUGUUUAUCUAAGUUUCAAAGGAGAUGACGAAACUUGUAGAUUCACAGAUAUGCUUUGGGCUGCUCUUGAGACUGAUGAUUUGAAUACCUUUUGGGAUGAUAAGAAGCUUGAACCAGGUGAUUCCAUCUCUCUUCCUCGUCAUUUUCUUAAACCAAUUCGACAAUCCAAUAUUUCCAUCGUUGUCUUCUCCAAAAACUAUGCUUCUUCUAUAUGGUGCCUUGAGGAGCUCUCAGAGAUCGCUGCACGCAUUCAUGAACCGCGAUAUACUGUUUUUCCAAUUUUCUGUGAUGUCGAUCCAUCUGAGAUUCAAAACCAAAGUAACUCUUUUGAAAAAGCUUUUGCUCAACAUGAACAAAGGUUCCCAACAAAUUUAUGCAAGGCGCACAUUUGGAGAUCAGCAAUAAAUCAAGUGGCCAAUCUCUCUGCGGGUUGGGAUGUACCAUAUGACCCAUACCCACGAGUUAUUGAUGACAUCGUUAUAGAGGUCAAGAAAAAAGUACGUCAAUUGGAGUAUGUUGAUGCAGACUUAGUAGGAAUGCCAUCUCGAGUGAGAGAAAUAGAAAAGCUUCUAGAGCUGGGUAUGAACGAUGAAGUUCGCAUGUUGGGCAUUUGCGGUAUGGGUGGGGCAGGAAAGACAACUUUUGCUAGAGUUCUACAUGAUAGGAUCUCUCAUCAUUUUUAUGCUUCUCAUUUCAUAAUCAAUGCAUCUGAAUUUCACAAGGUUGCAAGUCAAGAAUAUCUCAAAAAUAAUAUUCUAGAAAAUAUUCUCGUGGUUAUUGAUGGCAUUCGUCUUCCCUUAUAUGUAAAUCAGAUGAUCUCGCUUGUAAAUUCUAACAUGUUAGGUGGAGGCAGUAGAAUCAUCAUAGUAACUAGAGAUGAAGGAGAUCUUAAAUGGUUUGGGAAGCAUUAUAUUUAUAGGUUUAAACUAUUGAACAAGGAUGAAGCUCUUCAAUUAUUUUGUAAAAAAGCUUUCAAAUGUGAUUUUCCAGUGAGAGGUUAUGAGGAACAAAUAGAUAGUGCACUCCAAUAUGCAAGUGGUCUUCCAUUAGCAAUUGUAAUACUGGGCCAUUUCUUAUAUAAUAGCAGAGGUCCUCAAAAACAUUUUGAUGAAAUGGACCACAAGUGCAAGGAAACAUUUUUAGACAUGGCAUGUUUUUUUAAUGAGAAGAAUAUUAAAUUUGUAGAAGGAAUUUUGGAUAGUGUUUAUAGAUUUUCUCUUGAUGAUAUACUCAGACCAGUGAAGUACAAUAUACAAGUUGUGAUUGAAAAGUCACUCAUGGCCAUUAUAGAUCAAAAAAUUCAAAUGCACAGUUUAGUGCAAGAAAUGGGAAGAGCAAUUGUUCGGCACGAAUUUCCAUGUAGGCCAGAAGAGUGGAGCAGAUUAUGGGAUUUUGAUGACAUUUUUGGUGUUAUGCAAAAUGACACGGCCACUCUUAAAGUUGAAGCAAUAGUCUUGGAAUUAGAAGAUUCACAAGGGCGUACAUUGAGAGCUGAAGGUCUAUCACGCAUGAGAGAUCUUAGAUUACUCAUAUUUCGCAAUGUAAAAUUUUCUGGAGUCCUAAAGCAUCUUUCCUUGAUGCUUCAAUAUAUUUCAUGGCACCAAUAUCCGUUCACUUCUUUGCCAUCAAGUUUUCACCCCUUUUAUCUUGCCGAAUUGGUUUUGCCUGAUAGCCGUGUCACAAGUAUAUGGGAUGAUGAUGAAGGAAAGGUAGUUAAAAGAUGGAAGAGAUUCUAUCGCUUGAGAAACAUGAAUCUUAGUGGGUCUAAAGAUUUAAUAAAGCUGCCAAAUUUCGAAUCCCUACCAAUUCUUCAGAGGCUAGAGCUUGAAGGAUGCAGUAAAUUAUCACAGCUUGAUUCGUCAAUGGCUUCUCUUUCAACACUCGAAUUCUUAAAUUUGAGGAAUUGUAGUAAUCUAGUUAGUAUUCCCAAUGAUUUAUUUUCUCUAUCCUCUUUAAAAAUGUUAAAUUUGGCUGGUUGCUCCAAAUUUGCAUAUUGUUUGAAGUUUCUUCCUUUUGAUGCGGUGCUUGGUGGGAGGAAAAUCAUUCAGCAAUCAUUUCUUCCUUGCAAGCGAAAGACGCUAUGGUUUGAAAGUCAAUUUUGUAGGAAACAAAGCCUGAGGAGAGUAAAGAAUGGAGAAAAGCUGAAAAGAAGUCAGCCGCCGCGGCCUCCGGGAGAAAACGCCGCGGAGGAUCAAACAGAAGAGGAUGAGGGCGUCUCUGUAAAAGGCGCUGCGGCGCCCAAGCUAUCUCGGAGCAAGCCUGUUCGGUGA
Molecule: messenger RNA, 2419 nt
Organism: Neltuma alba
Lineage: Eukaryota; Viridiplantae; Streptophyta; Magnoliopsida; Fabales; Fabaceae
Product: TMV resistance protein N-like
Exons: 6
Coding region: 89-2419 (776 amino acids)
Biological process (GO): defense response; signal transduction
Molecular function (GO): ADP binding
Source: RefSeq, a predicted model, not a curated record